This is a messenger RNA of Eremomyces bilateralis CBS 781.70, 915 nucleotides long. RefSeq lists its product as uncharacterized. The coding region runs from base 242 to 835 and encodes 197 amino acids. The transcript is spliced from 3 exons. The record is from RefSeq and is a predicted model, not a curated record. NCBI's taxonomy places the organism in Eukaryota, Fungi, Ascomycota, Dothideomycetes, Eremomycetales, Eremomycetaceae.
CGACCUGCAAUCGAUCUCCAGCUCCUAUUCUCAGUCGAAUCUGACCGAGCGAGACUAGAGGCUUUCGCGGAGGGGUCGAUGCACCUCCACAACGGAAUGAGCCCUAGAGCAACCGUCGAGAGAUCUCAUGCCAGGAUGUCGUCCCAUAGGAGAGCUGGUGAUGUCCAAAAACCAAUAUCAAUACUCCGACAUCCAGGAGAUGUAAAUCCGACUGUUGGCUUUGGACAAGUCAGCAGACAAGAUGUCACGGAUAGAGUGCUCGCUGCAGGUCGUUAAUCGUGCCGAACUCGACCAAUACGAAUACAAAGCUUUGUCUUGUGCUUGGGGUGAUGAUGACCCAUUCGGACAAAACAAAUGUCGAGUAUCCGCCGCGGGGAAAUCUAUGAAACCUCCAGUCGCAGAUUAUGAGAAGGAUGUCUCAGAUGUCUACAUCGAGUUUGUCAAGCACUGUGUCGACAAGACAGGGAGGUUGGACACCAUCUGCCGCCAUUGGCCCCUUCCGAUUAAGAAGCCUCGGUCCCGAGGGGUGUCCAAGAAGGGACAUAGAGUCAGAGAACCAGUUGCAGUAUACGAGCCGAUGCCAUCGUGGAUCGGAAUGCUUAAAGAUUCGGCAUAUGGGUCCCCUGGGAAAUAUACCGGCAGACGCAAUGGUGAUAGCCUCGUCGGACGACCAUUCAAGCGCGUGUACACUGCUAGCAAAGGACAUGAUGCUGACUGCUUCUUUGAAGAGACGCAAAUGCUGGAAGACCAAUUGACUGUGCAAUUGAAUGGGACUGAAACCAACAGAACAACUUCAAAGUCACCGCAGGAUACUGGAGAAGUCAACAGUAAUUAGCUUGGGGAAUAGAGCUCGGGCGGAUCAUCCUUAUCUCUCCUCGCGUUUCGGAUGGCACCAUUCAGCGAGAAUGCCUUCAU